CCCCUUCCCUCCUGAGAACCCUCUCUCCACUCUCAGCCCCCUACCCUGUCCCCUUUUCCCUCUGAGACCCCUCUCCCACUCUGAGCCCCAGCGAUGAAAAAUCGUGGAUGUCCUCACCCUGGACCUCGGCAGGGCGCUAAGGGCCGGAGCCUGGCUUCAGCUGUCAGACGGCUGGACCUCCUUCAGGAGCCAGGCCCGAAGCUCCUGCUGGGCACAUUCCUGAGUGUUCCUGAGCCCCUUUCAGUCCCAGAGUCAAAAAAGCCAAGUUUGAUGGUGCCCAAGAGAAAUUCAACACGUACGUGACCCUGAAAGUUCAGAAUGUCAAGAGCACGACCAUCGCAGUGCGGGGCAGCCAGCCCAGCUGGGAGCAGGAUUUCAUGUUCGAGAUUAACCGUCUGGAUUUGGGACUGACAGUGGAGGUGUGGAACAAGGGUCUUAUCUGGGACACAAUGGUGGGCACUGUGUGGAUCCCACUGCGGACCAUCCGCCAGUCCAAUGAGGAGGGCCCUGGAGAGUGGCUGACACUGGACUCCCAGGUCAUCAUGGCGGACAGCGAGAUCUGCGGCACCAAGGACCCCACUUUCCACCGCAUCCUCCUAGACACGCGCUUUGAGCUGCCCUUAGACAUUCCUGAAGAGGAGGCUCGCUACUGGGCCAAGAAGCUGGAGCAGCUCAAUGCUAUGCGGGACCAGGAUGAAUAUUCGUUCCAAGAAGAGCAAGACAAGCCUCUGCCUGUCCCCAGCAACCAGUGCUGCAACUGGAAUUAUUUUGGCUGGGGUGAGCAGCACAACGAUGACCCCGACAGUGCAGUGGAUGAUCGCGACAGUGACUACCGCAGUGAAACGAGCAACAGCAUCCCGCCGCCCUAUUACACUACGUCGCAACCCAACGCCUCAGUCCACCAGUAUUCUGUUCGCCCACCACCCCUGGGCUCCCGGGAAUCCUACAGCGACUCCAUGCACAGUUACGAGGAGUUCUCUGAGCCGCAGGCUCUUAGCCCCACAGGUAGCAGCCACUAUGCCUCCUCAGCGGAGCUGAGCCAGGGAAGCUCUCAGCUGAGUGAGGACUUCGACCCCGACGAGCACAGCCUGCAGGGCUCCGAGAUGGAGGACGAGCGGGACCGGGACUCCUACCACUCCUGCCACAGCUCGGUCAGCUAUCACAAAGACUCGCCUCGCUGGGACCAGGAUGAGGAGGAGCUGGAGGAGGACCUGGAGGACUUCCUGGAGGAGGAGGAGCUGCCUGAAGAUGAGGAGGAGCUGGAGGAGGAGGAGGAGGUGCCUGACGAUUUGGGCAGCUAUGCUCAGCGUGAAGAGGUGGCUGUGGCUGAGCCCAAAGACUUCAAACGCAUCAGCUUCCCGCCAGCUGCCCCGGGGAAGGAGGACAAGGCCCCAUUGGCACCCACCGAGGCCCCCGACACAGCCAAGGUGACCCCAAAGCCAGCCACACCCGAGGAGGUGCCUGCAGCUGAGCAGAUCCCUGAGGCUGAGCCCCCCAAGGCUGAGGAGAGUUUCAGGCCGAGAGAGGAUGAGGAAGGCCAGGAGGGGCAGGACUCCAUGUCCAGGGCCAAGGCCAACUGGCUGCGUGCCUUCAACAAGGUGCGGAUGCAGCUGCAGGAGGCCCGGGGCGAAGGAGAAAUGUCCAAAUCCCUAUGGUUCAAAGGCGGCCCAGGGGGUGGUCUCAUCAUCAUCGACAGCAUGCCAGACAUCCGCAAGAGGAAACCUAUCCCACUCGUGAGCGACCUGGCCAUGUCCCUGGUCCAGUCCAGGAAAGCGGGCAUCACCUCGGCCUUGGCCUCCAGCACAUUGAACAACGAGGAGCUGAAAAACCACGUUUACAAGAAGACCCUGCAAGCCUUAAUCUACCCCAUCUCGUGCACGACGCCACACAACUUCGAAGUGUGGACGGCCACCACGCCCACCUACUGCUACGAGUGUGAGGGGCUGCUGUGGGGCAUCGCGAGGCAGGGCAUGCGCUGCACGGAGUGUGGUGUCAAGUGCCACGAGAAGUGCCAGGACCUGCUCAACGCCGACUGCCUGCAGCGGGCUGCGGAGAAGAGCUCCAAGCACGGGGCGGAGGACCGGACGCAGAACAUCAUCAUGGUGCUCAAGGACCGCAUGAAGAUCCGGGAGCGCAACAAGCCCGAGAUCUUCGAGCUGAUCCAGGAGAUCUUCGCGGUGACCAAGACCGCGCACACGCAGCAGAUGAAGGCGGUCAAGCAGAGCGUGCUGGACGGCACGUCCAAGUGGUCCGCCAAGAUCAGCAUCACCGUGGUCUGUGCGCAGGGCUUGCAGGCAAAGGACAAGACGGGAUCCAGUGACCCCUACGUCACCGUCCAGGUCGGGAAGACCAAGAAACGGACAAAAACCAUCUAUGGGAACCUCAACCCGGUGUGGGAGGAGAAUUUCCACUUUGAAUGUCACAAUUCCUCCGACCGCAUCAAGGUGCGUGUCUGGGACGAGGAUGAUGACAUCAAAUCCCGCGUGAAACAGAGGUUCAAGAGGGAAUCUGACGAUUUCCUGGGGCAGACGAUCAUUGAGGUGCGGACGCUCAGCGGCGAGAUGGACGUGUGGUACAACCUGGACAAGCGAACUGACAAAUCUGCUGUGUCAGGUGCCAUCCGGCUCCACAUCAGUGUGGAGAUCAAAGGCGAGGAGAAGGUGGCCCCAUACCAUGUCCAGUACACCUGUCUGCAUGAGAACCUGUUCCACUUUGUGACCGACGUGCAGAACAAUGGGGUUGUGAAGAUCCCGGAUGCCAAGGGCGACGAUGCCUGGAAGGUUUACUAUGAUGAGACAGCCCAGGAGAUUGUGGACGAGUUUGCCAUGCGCUACGGCGUUGAGUCCAUCUACCAAGCCAUGACCCACUUUGCCUGCCUCUCCUCCAAGUAUAUGUGCCCGGGGGUGCCUGCCGUCAUGAGCACCCUACUCGCCAACAUCAAUGCCUACUACGCGCACACCACCGCCUCCACCAACGUGUCUGCCUCUGACCGCUUCGCCGCCUCCAACUUUGGGAAAGAGCGCUUUGUGAAACUCCUGGACCAGCUGCAUAACUCCCUGCGGAUUGACCUCUCCAUGUACCGGAAUAACUUCCCAGCCAGCAGCCCGGAGAGACUCCAGGACCUCAAAUCCACUGUGGACCUUCUCACCAGCAUCACCUUCUUUCGGAUGAAGGUACAAGAACUCCAGAGCCCGCCCCGAGCCAGCCAGGUGGUAAAGGAUUGUGUGAAAGCCUGCCUUAAUUCUACCUAUGAGUACAUCUUCAACAACUGCCAUGAACUCUACAGCCGGGAGUACCAGACAGACCCGGCCAAGAAGGGGGAAGUUCCCCCAGAGGAACAGGGGCCCAGCAUCAAGAACCUCGACUUCUGGUCCAAGCUGAUUACCCUCAUAGUGUCCAUCAUUGAGGAAGACAAGAAUUCCUACACUCCCUGCCUCAACCAGUUUCCCCAGGAGCUGAAUGUGGGUAAAAUCAGCGCUGAAGUGAUGUGGAAUCUGUUUGCCCAAGACAUGAAGUAUGCCAUGGAGGAGCACGACAAGCAUCGUCUAUGCAAGAGUGCCGACUACAUGAACCUCCACUUCAAGGUGAAAUGGCUCUACAAUGAGUAUGUGACGGAACUUUCUGCCUUCAAGGACCGCGUACCUGAGUACCCUGCAUGGUUUGAACCCUUCGUCAUCCAGUGGCUGGACGAGAAUGAGGAGGUAUCCCGGGAUUUCCUGCACGGUGCCCUGGAGCGAGACAAGAAGGAUGGGUUCCAGCAGACCUCGGAGCAUGCCCUAUUCUCCUGCUCCGUGGUGGACGUCUUCUCCCAACUCAACCAGAGCUUUGAAAUCAUCAAGAAACUUGAGUGUCCCGACCCCCAGAUUGUGGGGCACUACAUGAGGCGCUUUGCCAAGACCAUCAGUAAUGUGCUCCUCCAGUACGCAGACAUCAUCUCCAAGGACUUCGCCUCCUACUGCUCCAAGGAGAAGGAGAAAGUGCCCUGCAUCCUCAUGAACAACACUCAACAGCUACGAGUUCAGCUGGAGAAGAUGUUCGAAGCCAUGGGAGGAAAGGAGCUGGAUGCCGAAGCCAGUGACAUCUUGAAGGAACUUCAGGUGAAACUCAAUAACGUCUUGGAUGAGCUCAGCCGGGUGUUUGCUACCAGCUUCCAGCCACACAUUGAAGAGUGUGUUAAACAGAUGGGUGACAUCCUUAGCCAGGUUAAGGGCACAGGCAAUGUGCCAGCCAGUGCCUGCAGCAGCGUGGCCCAGGACGCUGACAAUGUGUUGCAGCCCAUCAUGGACCUGCUGGACAGCAACCUGACCCUCUUUGCCAAAAUCUGUGAAAAGACGGUGCUGAAGCGAGUGCUGAAGGAGCUGUGGAAGCUGGUUAUGAACACCAUGGAGAAAACCAUCGUCCUGCCACCCCUCACCGACCAGACGAUGAUCGGGAACCUCUUGAGAAAACAUGGCAAGGGAUUAGAAAAGGGCAGGGUGAAAUUGCCAAGCCACUCAGACGGAACCCAGAUGAUCUUCAAUGCAGCCAAGGAGCUGGGUCAGCUGUCCAAACUCAAGGACCACAUGGUACGAGAAGAAGCCAAGAGCUUGACCCCAAAGCAGUGCGCGGUUGUUGAGUUGGCCCUGGACACAAUCAAGCAAUAUUUCCAUGCGGGUGGCGUGGGCCUCAAGAAGACCUUCCUGGAGAAGAGCCCGGACCUGCAAUCCCUGCGCUAUGCGCUGUCGCUCUACACACAGGCCACCGACCUGCUCAUCAAGACCUUUGUACAGACGCAAUCGGCCCAGGGCUUGGGUGUAGAAGACCCUGUGGGUGAAGUCUCCGUCCACGUUGAGCUGUUCACUCAUCCAGGAACUGGGGAACACAAGGUCACAGUGAAAGUGGUGGCUGCCAAUGACCUCAAGUGGCAGACUUCUGGCAUCUUCCGGCCGUUCAUCGAGGUCAACAUCAUUGGGCCACAGCUCAGCGACAAGAAACGCAAGUUUGCGACCAAAUCCAAGAACAAUAGCUGGGCUCCCAAGUACAAUGAGAGCUUCCAGUUCACGCUGAGCGCGGACGCGGGCCCCGAGUGCUACGAGCUGCAGGUGUGCGUCAAGGACUACUGCUUCGCGCGCGAGGACCGCACGGUGGGGCUGGCCGUGCUGCAGCUGCGCGAGCUGGCCCAGCGCGGGAGCGCCGCUUGCUGGCUGCCGCUCGGCCGUCGCAUCCACAUGGACGACACCGGCCUCACGGUGCUGCGAAUCCUCUCGCAGCGCAGCAACGACGAGGUGGCCAAAGAGUUCGUGAAACUCAAGUCGGACACGCGCUCAGCCGAGGAGGGUGGUGCCGCGCCUGCGCCUUAGCGCGGGGCGGGCGGCCGAGCGGCACUGCGCCUGCGCGGAGGGCGCUGAGCGGGGAGGGGCUUGCGCCUCGGUGGGACUUCCCCAGGGGCGGGGCUCGGGGGACUACACGCCAAGGGUGGGCUGCGCCUGCGCCCUUGACUGAGCGCUCCCUUCUGGAGAAUUAGGAAUGGAGGAUGCCCCGCCCUCUCGGGAGGCCACGCCCAAGGGCGCGAUGAAGGAAGAAGCCACAUCCCCAACUUGCGGCCACUCCCCCAGCAUCUAGGGGGCAUUUUGAGCUGGGAUGGGGGAAACCUCGUCCCCAUGGAGGAGGCCACAUCCCGGGGCUCUGGUACCGGGAGGCACAGCCUCCUGUCCCCUGGAAAAGCCAUAAGACGGGACCCAGACCCCUGGGACCCCAGACCAAUUGCCAAGUAUGGAAAUCUCAGCUCCCUCAAGGGGGGGCCCUGGGCAAGGGAUAGAGCUCCCUGGAGGGCCCCUCUAGGUGACCUGGGGACUGGAGGGACCAGGAUUCUGGUUGGAGGGCCCCGGAAUACCGGAGUCCCUUUAGAUGUUUGUGCAAAAAAUAAAUGGGGGGAGGGGGGAGGAUGGGAUUUCAAAAGCACAUGCGCCCUUGGGCGCCCAAACCCUGGGGGCCGAGGGGACGGCUCUGGGGCACCCACGCUGCCCCUACCUCCCUUUGGGAGUUUGCCUCUCCCUCUCCCCCAACAAACCCAGUCCUCAUAUCAUAGAUUUCAACACACCCAUUUGACAGAUGGCAAAACUGAGGCUCAAAGAGCUGCUUGAGACUUGGCCGAGGUUCCAGGUGCCAUACCCUCUAUUCCUCUCCCUUAGGCCUGUGUGCCCCAUGAAAGGGUGGGCUGAGAUCAGGAUGACCUGACACAGCUCCCUGUUGCUGCUAAUUCCCCCUCGGGGGCCUCCUCCAGGGGGUGGGAGUUCCAGGCCAAGACCCCUACUUUGCCUUUCCUUCUCUGGCUGCCAAGCAAGACCCCUGCCCUCAGCCCUUUCUCCUGGCACUCCAUGGGGGAUGCCAUGAGGACCUCCCACCACAAAAGAGAAUUUGGGAUCCCCUGACUCCUUAGGGGAUGCCAUGAAGGCCUCCCACCACAAAAGAGAGAAUUUGGGAUCCCCUGGUCCCAGGUUUCUCCACCCCUUCUUCCUUUCCCAGAAUUUUCCAAAUAGGAAAGAACAGAAGGAGACCAGAAACUCUAGGGGGGAGAGAGAGAAAGAGAGCGAGACAGAGAGAGAGAAACCCACACCGUGAGAGCUUAGUCUCCAAGAUCCUAUUUAUUGAUUCAAACACCCAAGCCACAGGAUACCUCAGAUGGCCCUCUUGCCUGCUGGAAGCUCUUUCUCCAGUAAGCAAAGUUGCAGUGACUUGGCUGCAGUUAACCUCGUGCACACAGGACCUUAGGGGAAAGUUCAGUGUGGACCAUGUUUGCUCUGGGAUCUGCUUUUCCACGUGCUUGUAUGGCACGCCUUUUUCUGCUGGAUUGAGAAAGACAGGAUUUUGCUGUGCUAGAGAGAAAUGAAAACGGGGUGAGAUGAGUACUGGGUUCCUGGAGGAUGGAACAUCAGAUGGGGAGGCUUUCUGAGGUGAAGAAUGAGAGGGAACCACUUACUAGAGAGAAAAGAGCUCCAGGCCUGGGAACAGCACGUGCGAAGGCCAGGAGAGAACUGUUGAAACAAGGAGAAAGGUGGCACAGCUGGAGCUGAGCCAGCAAGGGGGAUCAUGAGGAGCCUUGGGAUUGGGGAGAUCUGCAGAAGCAUCAGACCAGGCAGGGCCUUGUACGCUGUCCUGAGGAGUUUCACUUUUAUUCUAAGACAGUCGGGGAGCUCCAGGAAAUGUUUAAGCUGGGGAGAGAUUGGAUUCCACCCUGUAAAAGCUGUUUUGUGAAGACUAAAACCAGUGAGGAGGUGUGGGGGUGCUUUGGGGACACUGAAAUGGAUUAUUGGAAAGAUUCUGAAGGCUGUAUUGAAAAGACACCUAUAACUGUGGACAUGGCUAUAAUCCCAGCAUUUUGGUGAGGCCGAGGCUGGUGGAUCACUUAAGGUCAGGAGUUUGAGACCAGCCUGGCCAACGUGGUGAAACCCGUCUCUGCUAAAAAUACAAAAAUUAGCUGGGUGCGGUGGUGCACGCCUGUAGUCCCAGCUACACAGGAGACUGAGGUGGGAGAAUUGCUUGAACCCUGGAGGUGGAGGUUGCAGUGAGCCAAGAUCACACCACUGCACUCCAGCCUGGGCAACAGAACAAUACUCCGUUCCCUCCCCUCUAACCGCCCCCCCCCAAAAAAAAAAUCCUGUGCUUAGAUGAGCUCCAUGGCUGCUGAGUACAGUUUUCCCAGUUGCACACUGCCCAAGGGUUUGGGAUCGCUAAGAAGGCCACGUGCAAAUCCUAGACAUUGAGCGUCGUAUGUUUAUGAUCUUGGUUUCCCCACAUGUGAAUGGUCCAAGUGUCUGGAAGAAGUGGCGCCACUUUCUAAUUUGCUUGAAGGUGUUGCAUGUCCCCUAAAUUCAGACAGAUGCAGGUAACUGGAGGUUCUGAACCAAAGGUUAAAAUGCAAAUUCUCAUAAAGGAUUGGGAAACUGUAGCCAGGGAUAAGCGUAUGUGACUGUUACAUGGGCUGAGGAGCAGAUGUGAAUUUCGGACCAUGCCAUGCCUGAGGGUGGGGGUCGGGUGGAUGGAUGAUUCAGGGUUGUAACCCAUAGCGCCCAAAUGGGAGGUGAUCUGUGACCUGUGGUGAGGGUGAUCUGGAAGAUUUUUGGAUGGCUGGAAAGAAAUGGAGAAGUUGAGCUGCCUGAGAGAGCCAGGAUGUUUCCCAAAAGAUUCCUUAGGAAUCUUUCUGGUCAAGACCUGUGUGUGUGUGUGUGUGUUUAGGGUUCCCGAUGAAUGGCUCAGGCAUGUGAAGGAAACAAGCUUCAGGGAAUAUUUGUUGAAUGAAUUUUCCUGACUCCCAGGCUAGAACUGUUUUUGCAAUUUCCACCCUCUUUUCUUUCCCUCCCAGAGAACUCCUAUUCAUCCUUUGAAACCCAUCAUGAAAACCCCUCUUGGAGAAAACCCUCCUUCCUUCCCCUCAGGACUUUCCCAGCCUCCGUCCCUCCUCCAGUCCAGCCUGAUGCCAUGGGACUGGGGUUUCUCUGUUCGGCUCUGUUUCUCCCAGACUGGGGUCUGAGGCCUCUCAGGACCCCCAACUUUACCUAGCACAGGCUGGGCACAGGUGGGUGGCAGGGAGUCUGUGCCUAGUGGAAUUAUGUGUUGGGGCAGGGUCAGUGCAAGAAUACACAUCCGCAUGCGUGUCUGUCCAUGUCUGUCCAUACCAACCUUCCCCUUCCACACGGACCUGGGCACAUGGGGGGUGUCUGAACCCGACACAUGGGACAGAGAGUGGACAUGGCUGAGAUACGUACAGAGACAAGACAAGGAGUCCAGGCGGCUGAAAGCCUUUUGAAAUCAGGAAGUUCCUGUAUUGGCAGAACAAAGCCCAGAGAGGAGCAGGGCUUUCCCCAACGCCACCCAGCAAGUGGCCACAGAGCCCAGCCUUGGAUGACACCUCCAGGAUUCUGAACCCUGGACCUCACUUUAUGCAAGGAGCUGGCCGCAGAUUUCCAUGAAUCAGGGAAACAGCACAAGAGGGUUGGCCUGUGGCAGGGCAGGGAUUAAAGGGGUGACACUGAGGGAUGCCUCAGAGUCAAAGUCCCCUGACCAAGAGGAAUAGAGAAAGAGACAGAGGGUGAGAUCACGCCCUGAUGAGAACGGAGAGAGACAUAGAGGUGGAAAUAUACAGAGAAAGAGAAAUGCAGAGACCAGGGCAGGGGGUGUCAGGGGAAGUAAAGAGGGUGUCCUGAAGAAAGAAGGUUCUGUUCAUUGUCACCAGUCUGUCCUCGAAUGAUUUGCAUAAAAUGAGGAGGUGCCUGGCCAUGCCCCCAAUUCCUCUCUCAGGCCCCAGAGCCUGAGACCUCACCAUGCCCCCAUCAGAGAUGCAAAAAACUAAACACUCAACUAGAAAUCCUUGGGACCUUUCUCGGCUGGGAUCUUAGAGCCUUUCUGUCCCCGACCCCUACCCCACGUGCUGUCGAUUUUGCAGAUGGGGACAACCUGGGGCCUCCCGGAACUCUGCCACCCUGGGGAAGUUGGGGGGAGGGCGUUGGUCCCAGAUCACAACCCCGUCUGCUCCCCAGAAUCCUUUCCUAAGAAUCGUUGAGGACCAAAGUUGUCUUUGCUGACACGUGUUGCUUUUCUCUUUGCCUUUUAUUGUUUUAGAGAAAAACCAAGUUGACUGUGUCAAGUAACAACCCACCCCUUACCCCCGUCCAGCCAUAGUGGCUCUCUGGAGACACAGGUCAUAGGCGGAGGGUCCCCUGAUCAUCCCUGAACACACAGCCAGGGGUAUUUGACCCCUGUCCACCCCUGUCUCGUGCUCCCUCAGACCCCCACAAACCGGCCAAGCAGUCCGGGGAGGUUUCCCCUCCACACAACUUCUCUUAGCAUGUGAUUGCAGAUGUGAAAUCAAAAUGUUGUUUGUUUUUUGUUUUGUUUUGAUUCCACCCCGUCGGUCCGGUGUCUGCACAGACGCCUUCAUUUCUCUGUAAAUAUGUGACUUGGAACAAAUGUUUAACACAAACGAGACGUGGUCAUGAAUGCAUGGUGUUGAGAUGUUUUGCACUAUUCUGACUUUUUGGUCUCUGUAAAAAUAUUUUAUUAACAGCAGACAUUAAAAAAAGAAAAACCACACACA
Messenger RNA from Piliocolobus tephrosceles (Ugandan red Colobus), 10072 nucleotides. RefSeq names its product unc-13 homolog A (gene UNC13A). The transcript is spliced from 45 exons. Gene Ontology annotation, molecular function: diacylglycerol binding; calcium ion binding; syntaxin-1 binding. Gene Ontology annotation, biological process: presynaptic dense core vesicle exocytosis; synaptic vesicle priming; dense core granule priming. Gene Ontology annotation, cellular component: presynaptic active zone cytoplasmic component; terminal bouton; plasma membrane. The coding region runs from base 378 to 5339 and encodes 1653 amino acids. The record is from RefSeq and is a predicted model, not a curated record. NCBI's taxonomy places the organism in Eukaryota, Metazoa, Chordata, Mammalia, Primates, Cercopithecidae.